This is a messenger RNA of Zootermopsis nevadensis, 917 nucleotides long. The record is from RefSeq and is a predicted model, not a curated record. Lineage: Eukaryota; Metazoa; Arthropoda; Insecta; Blattodea; Termopsidae.
UUUCAUUAGCGCGUGUUUAGUUAUAAGUGAUAUUAUAGGUUCUCAUGGUGGCUGGCUGCUCCCAUGUCAACCGGAAGUCAACAAACGUAAACCCUACUGAAAUAGAAGACAUGACGAUCACUUGUAUGCCGAUAAACAGGAUCAGGAAGCUGGCAGCAGACAGAAAUACAGACCACACUAUGGGCAAUACUCAUAAACAGCAAGAUGAAAACAUGCACCAGGCUCACCACCAGCUGCAAAUUACAGGGAAGCCAAAGAACCUCCAAAAGAAGAGAAAGGCGAAACAGUGCAAGAAAACACCAAAGUGCACGAAAAUACCAAGGCCGCCUAACGCCUUCGUGAUCUUCUCGAGUGAAUGGAGGAAAAAUCUGGCUGCCCUGUACCCUGCAGACAGCAAUAAUCAGAUCAGCGUGAGACUUGGCUACAUGUGGAGGGCCAUUGAUGUAGAGCACAAGGAAGAGUAUUUUGCACGAGCCCGCCAGGCGGACGCGGAACAUAAGAAGAAAUAUCCCGAUUAUGUCUACAACCCAAACGAAGUCCGCAAACAAAAGAGCCUCCGGGAGCAGGCCCGUGGUAAGAAAUUGAGACGCCCUAGACGCCAGUCGGGGAAGCGACACCUCGCCAUGGCGCAGAACAGCAGCGCCCUUCGCCUCCCUGCCCAGGAACAUCAAUGGGGAGGAUUCCCAGCCACAGAAGGAAGAAGUCAUCCCAAAAAAUGCAGAAUGAGUUUCAAGCCUAUUCCUGACCCAACAAUAAAUCCCAGUAAAAUAACUGACCUGGACAUUCAAGCCAUUCUAAAAGACCUUACUUCGUCUCCUGAAGGUUGCUCGCCUAGCAACUGUCUUGGAUUGUCCUUCCUGAGUACUGAAAACUACCUGAAAGAAACAGAGAUUGAGCCCACCAUCCGGCUACUGUAA